AUGGCCCGACAGGACUCAGCGGUCAUGGCCGGCACUCUGACCCACCAGGGCUCCCCUAACCCGGGCUACAGCCCCAACAACAACGCCGUCCCGGUGCCGGCCAUCACGCAGACGGACUCCAGGGACAAAUGGAGCAAAAAGAUGGAUUUCCUCUUGUCUGUCAUUGGCUUUGCGGUGGACCUGGGGAAUGUUUGGAGGUUUCCUUACGUAUGUUAUCAAAACGGUGGUGGGGCUUUCCUCAUUCCCUACAUUUUGAUGGCCAUCUUCGGUGGUGUGCCGCUCUUCUACAUGGAGCUGGCACUGGGGCAGUUCCACAGAACCGGAGCCAUAUCCAUAUGGAAACACAUCUGUCCUAUUUUCAAAGGUAUUGGAUAUGCCAUCUGCAUCAUCGCUCUGUACGUGUCCUUCUACUACAACACCAUCAUCGCCUGGGCCCUCUUCUACUUCUACUCCUCUUUCAGCAGCAUCUUGCCUUGGACAAACUGCGACAACGUGUGGAACACCCCAGACUGCACCAACUACUUUGGCGUAGACAACGUCACCUGGACAAAUUCCUCCAGGUCUCCCGCAGAGGAAUUUUACACGAGGAACGUUCUUGAGAUCCACAAGUCCACAGGGCUGGAAAACGUCGGGGGUGUUCGCUGGCAGUUGAUGCUCUGCCUUUUCCUCAUUUUCACCAUCGUGUACUUCAGCCUGUGGAAGGGCGUGAAGACAUCAGGAAAGGUAGUGUGGGUGACCGCCACUUUACCCUACAUCGUGCUUUUCAUCCUCCUGAUUCGAGGAGCCACUCUGCCAGGAGCCUGGAGAGGUGUGGUGUUUUACCUGAAGCCCCAGUGGGGGAAGCUCCUGGAGACCAGUGUGUGGGUGGAUGCUGCAGCUCAGAUAUUCUUCUCUCUGGGGCCAGGGUUCGGGGUCCUGCUGGCUCUCUCCAGCUACAACCCUUUCACUAAUAACUGCUAUCGUGACGCCAUCGUGACAAGUUUGGUGAACUGUCUGACCAGCUUCGUGUCCGGGUUCGUGAUCUUCACAGUGCUGGGCUACAUGGCAGAGAUGAGGAAGGUGGAGGUCGAGGAUGUAGCCAGGGAUAAAGGACCAAGUUUACUCUUCAUCACAUACCCGGAGGCCAUCGCAAACAUGAUGGGAUCAACCUUCUUCGCCAUCAUCUUCUUCGUGAUGAUGAUCACGCUGGGACUGGAUAGCACUUUUGGUGGGCUGGAGGCGAUCAUCACCGCUGUGUUGGAUGAAUACCCGGAUCAUUUCUCAAACAGACGGGAACUUUUUGUUCUGGGCUUGGUCAUUGUCUGCUUUAUGGGCUCUCUGAGCACCCUUACAAAUGGUGGUGCGUAUGUGGUGAAGCUGCUGGAGGAGUUUGGAGUCGGAUGCUCUAUUAUUGCUGUGGGUUUCCUUGAGGCCAUUGCAGUUUCCUGGUUCUACGGCAUCCAGAGAUUCAGCAGGGAUGUUGAGGCCAUGUUGGGCAAAGCUCCGGGUUUAUUCUGGAAGGUGUGCUGGGUCGCCAUCAGUCCUGCAUUUCUGGCGUACAUCAUAGUGAGCUCCCUGCUGAAGGCGCCGCCGCUCACACUGUUUGAUUACAAGUACCCGGACUGGAGCAUCAUAGUGGGAUACCUCAUUGGCUUCUCGUCCUUCAUGUGGAUCCCCAUCUACAUGGUCUACAAGCUGGUGUGGACCCCUGGAUCCCUCAAACAGAGGUUGGCGGUGUGUCUGAGACCGGAGAGGACCAUACCAGACAUCCACGCUGACAGCCUCAACAUGGCCUCUGUGCCAUAGGAAGAAAGAAACACCUCAACACACGUAAAACACACACACACCCGUUCACACCACAGUUUUAAAUUACAAGCCUGAACACGGUCGGACAUCAUGACUGUUGCCUGCUUAUGAUGUCAAUGUUCACUCUGUAAAAUGGUAAAUGCUGCUAAAUUUGUCAUGACUAAUACGAGGAAGUGAGAUGUUCAUAUCUGUGUGACUCAGAUUAACCGACAGUCUGUCACCACGGUAGUUUACAGCUUUCACAUGCUGCCAUUUUCAAAGUGUUGCAUUCUCGUGGUUGUAGGAGUCAAUGGUCAAUGGUUGAGUGAGUUAACUCUUCCCUUGAUCAGCUGUAUUUAUCUCACAUGACCAUGAUGCCAAGGAAAAUAAAAACAUGUAUUUCUGUAUGUUAGUGACACUCAGCACAUCGUUUCUAUUGCAUUGAGCCGUUUCUCUUAAGUUUGAUCAUUUCUGUACAUUGUGAAAGAUUUAUGAGAUCUGCUCUGUGCAGUAACAGUGUUGCUAACGCAGCCACUAAACGUAUCAUGGGAGAAGUGUUUUGCAUGUAAUGACAUUUAAUUAAAUGUAUUCCUCAGUGGGUGGUUUUUCCACAUGGAUCAUCACAUAUUCUACGACAUGUCAGUUAAUGUUUUAUUUUCUUUUGCUCAGCCCACGAGGACAGAUAAUAAAUGGGACCAAAUCUAAACCAGGUUAUCAGUAAAUUAAAUAUUUUUUGUCAAUGCUGUAUUUUAUAUUUAUACAGUAGAUCUGUAACACUGUGCUUGCAUUUGCAUUUAUAUCUGCUAAAAUGUACUGUUUUUCCCUACAAGUGUUUGUAAUGGAGGUAAGUGAGGCACUCAGACAAAGACCAUGUUCAAUCUUCUUAUUCUAAUGAUAGCAUAUUACCUGGUAGAGCUGCUGCCCCAUCGAGGCUAGGCCUCACUCGUAGCGGCCCGGGUUCGAUUCCGACCCGCGGCCCUGUGCUGCAUGUCUUCCCCCACUUCCUGUCUGCCCCCUUCACAGCUUGCUCUCUGUCCUCUCCAGAUAAAAAAAUUAUAAAAGCCCCCAAAAAUUAAUAAAUACAGAAAGUAGAUGAUUUGCACUCACAUGUGAUAGUAAUUUUCAAUAAGCGCAACUGUUGUGUGUUACCAUCGUUUUUAAAAUUCAAUUGUUCUUCAUCUGAUGCUUCAUUUAACUCCAGAGAGACUGUUUUUGCCUUAACUUGCCUAAAUAUCACACUGUAUGUAUGAAACUUGUGAAGGUUGUAUUGAUAUUUAUUGAUACUGUGCCUCUCCACACAAUGUUCUCACUCUCUAACUGAAGACGGAUCAAAGGUUUUUGCAGAUAUACAGUUCACUUUAAUCUUAGUCACCUAUGUUAACUUAAUCUAAACUAGAAUGGCACUCACUGGAGUGUAUACUUCCGCCAAGGCUCUACAGUCCCCUUAUGAAUACACAUUGUAAAUUUUAAUUGACUAGAUCCGGAUAUUUAUUUGGAUCUUCAUCUAAAUAUUUUCUUCCUCGGGAUCCUUGAAUUAUUCUCUGUGAAAUCAAGGAAAAUGUUGAAAAACGCCUUAUCUCACAAUGCUAAACAAAUUGAAAAAAAAAUCCAGAUCCACACCAAAAUUGUAUGAGUUCUCCUCUGACGCA
Molecule: messenger RNA, 3413 nt
Organism: Hippoglossus stenolepis (Pacific halibut)
Lineage: Eukaryota; Metazoa; Chordata; Actinopteri; Pleuronectiformes; Pleuronectidae
Gene: slc6a4b
Product: solute carrier family 6 member 4b
Exons: 13
Coding region: 1-1785 (594 amino acids)
Biological process (GO): serotonin uptake; sodium ion transmembrane transport
Cellular component (GO): neuron projection; membrane
Molecular function (GO): serotonin binding; serotonin:sodium:chloride symporter activity
Source: RefSeq, a predicted model, not a curated record